Messenger RNA from Aspergillus pseudotamarii, 1563 nucleotides. Its product is annotated as GTP cyclohydrolase II. The transcript is spliced from 2 exons. Lineage: Eukaryota; Fungi; Ascomycota; Eurotiomycetes; Eurotiales; Aspergillaceae. Gene Ontology annotation, biological process: riboflavin biosynthetic process. Bases 177 to 1415 code for a protein of 412 amino acids. The record is from RefSeq and is a predicted model, not a curated record. Gene Ontology annotation, molecular function: GTP cyclohydrolase II activity.
AAAGUUAUCAUACUCCGUACAAAUGUCCGAUCUUCUGAGCAUGCGUUUGUCCUAACGUCUGACUAACCAUUGACCGUGCUUUGUUAUCCAUUAAUUUCGUCCCCGUCAUAUGUAUAUGGUCGCUUACUCACCCUUAUUCUUAACCUGAUUUCGCAAUCGCAUUACUCCUUUGUGCCAUGUCGAACUUACCAUCUCAUGCCUCGCCGACAUUCACGGCGCAGGCCUCUUCUUCUCAUCAAGCUGUCGAUGAUAUACCUCUGGACUCAACCUCCGUGGCUCCAACGUCAUUGAACAACAGAAUAGGCGAGCUCCGUGGUGAUGCUGCAAAUCAAACUGACGCCACAGAGCACACCCGAGGCGAUAUUACCCCCGCAGUGCCCGCUUCUCUUCUCUCCCCUUCCUUCACACCUCCAGCGACACCAGGUGGCACGAUAAACCAAGCGCAACUACUUCAGCAGACUCAACAACCCACGCACACUAAACCCCCUAAGCUCCUCUCCUGCCUUCCAAAUGUUGAGUGUAUUGUUCGCGCACGAAUCCCAACCACCAAUGGAGCUGAGAUGUUCCUUCACCUCUACCACAAUGACUUAGACAACAAAGAGCAUUUAGCAAUUGUAUUCGGAAACAGUAUUCGAUCCCGAAGUUUGGAUGCAGUCCGUCCGGGGGAGACGGAAAUGGACCGAAUGAUCCGUGGGGCAUACAUCGGUACCCUCCGUCCCGGCCGAGUGAGCAGUUGGUAUGAUAGUUCCACAAAUACCGAGAGCACUUCUAGUGGACAAGAGCGGAGCACCCCAGGUGCCCCUGUUUCAUCACAGACACCAGAGUUAGCGCAGAGUAACACAAACCAAGCACCGCUGGUUAGAAUCCAUUCGGAAUGUUACACCGGCGAAACGGCAUGGUCCGCACGCUGUGAUUGUGGUGAACAGCUCGACGAGGCGGCACGCUUGAUGUCUCUCCCGAUGGAAACUUUGAAUGAGGUGGCGUCCCAGCAAGAAUUAUCUGUACCUUCGAAUGCAUCUGGAGGCGUGAUCAUUUACCUCCGCCAGGAAGGCCGCGGGAUCGGCCUAGGAGAAAAGCUUAAAGCGUAUAAUCUUCAAGACCUUGGAUCAGAUACCGUUGAAGCCAAUUUACUCCUUCGACAUCCUGCAGAUGCCAGAAGCUAUGGCCUUGCCACAGCGAUGCUGGCGGAUCUUGGCCUAGGUGUCGAUUCCAACCCACAUGGAAUCCGCCUCCUUACAAACAACCCUGACAAGAUCCGAGCGGUCGAGGGACCGAACCGGGAAGUUGUUGUGAAGGAAAGAGUACCGAUGGUUCCCUUGGCCUGGCGAACAGGCGGAAAGAUGGGAAUUACGAGCUCUGAAGUCGAGGGUUACUUGCGGACAAAGAUCUCGAAGAUGGGUCACAUGCUCCAAUAAAUUAUCCAAUCCCAACCUUUUCUUGCUUUUAUGUCUUACACGAUUUUCCCGAUGAGUUUUACGUGGAGGUGCUGUCGCUUCGAUGCUUUCCUGCUUUUUGCUGUAUAAAGGGGCUCUUGUAUGCUUGCUUGUCUUAUCUACGGUGCUG